Messenger RNA from Aspergillus tanneri, 321 nucleotides. RefSeq lists its product as uncharacterized. The transcript is spliced from 2 exons. Lineage: Eukaryota; Fungi; Ascomycota; Eurotiomycetes; Eurotiales; Aspergillaceae. The record is from RefSeq and is a predicted model, not a curated record. Bases 1 to 321 code for a protein of 106 amino acids.
AUGGCUGGUAGUGAAGUUGAAUGUGUGGGCCAGGGGAGCCGUACGCGACCUUUCAACAACCCGUCCCUUAUAACCUACGUCGAUGCUACGCUUUCCACUCAGAAGACUUUGUACGGUAUUUGUACCACGCCUAUUCAGGGCGGGUUGAGUGCGCGCGACAAGAUCGGUAUCGGCAUUGGAGGCCCGGCGGCGGUAGCCAUGCUGGCGACGGUGGGAUUUUGGGGUUUCAGAUGGUGGAAGGUCAGGAUCGAGAGGGAGGAAUCUAUGUUAUUGGAUGAUGGUUCUCCUCCGGCGUAUCCGGCGGAGUCUACUAGCAAGUGA